This is a messenger RNA of Cheilinus undulatus (humphead wrasse), 4728 nucleotides long. It is a transcript of the gene prkg3, whose product is annotated as protein kinase cGMP-dependent 3. The record is from RefSeq and is a predicted model, not a curated record. Gene Ontology annotation, molecular function: ATP binding; cGMP-dependent protein kinase activity. The coding region runs from base 310 to 2349 and encodes 679 amino acids. The transcript is spliced from 22 exons. NCBI's taxonomy places the organism in Eukaryota, Metazoa, Chordata, Actinopteri, Labriformes, Labridae. Gene Ontology annotation, biological process: protein phosphorylation.
GAGAGAGAGAUAGCUGGAGGGAAGUAAAAAUAGUAAAAUCUAAAGAGUCGACAUGGCAGUGUAAGCCUAGAAAGUGUGCAGCUCUAGAAAAAGAAAAAGAAGUAAUGCCUGCAUGCUUGUCUCUGCACAGGUGUGUGCAGUCCAGAGGCAGUCUUGGAGUCGGGCAAAAACACAGAGAAUACUUCUCUACACCUGAGACUGGACAUUGUUAGCGAUCCAGGGUGAUUGUUUGGCUCCCAUGAUCCAUGCAGCCUUUAUAGGCAGGAAAUACAUCCACCAUUACUUGUGACCAACACACAGCCUGCAGUCAUGGAGAAACAAUUGGAGGAGCUGAAGCAGCAGCUGGAAAAGCAGUGUCUCAUCAACGAGGAGCUGCAGAGGCAAAACAAAGACCUCGAACAACGACUGCAGGAGAAAGAAACACUCUUAGAACAUCUGCAGAGUCAGUACCAUGAUCUAGAGUUUCCCACUCCAAGCAGUAAUGAGAUUGAUCCAGAGGUCAGGAAGAGCCGUGCGGCUGUCAUCGCCCCUGAACCAAUCCCUGAGACCCUGGAGAUUACACGCUCCAGGGUGAAGAAAACUGCCAGUGAGACAAAUCUGAUCGUCAAAUCCAUCCAGAAGAAUGACUUCCUGAGCCGACUGGAUGAUGAGCAAACAGCUAUGAUGGUGGACCUUUUAGUGGUAUCCAACUUCAAACCAGGAGAGGACGUCAUUCAAGAAGGCUCUGAAGGGGACAGCAUGUACAUAGUAGCAGCUGGUGAGCUCCGUGUCACACAGGCAGGCCGGGAGCUCCGCACUCUAACAACUGGAGAUGUGUUUGGAGAAUUGGCAAUCCUUUAUAACUGCAAACGGACAGCAACUGUCAAAGCAAAGACAACAGUCUGUUUGUGGUGUAUGGAGCGACAGACUUACAGGACCAUCAUAGCCAAUAAGUCCAAGAAGAAACGGGAGCAGCUCAUGGGCUUCCUAAAGACAUCUCGCACUUUGAAGGACCUGAAUGAUGCCCAGUUGUCUAAAAUCAUUGACUCAAUGGAGGAGGUGAAAUACCAGGACAAAGAUAUUAUAGUUCGAGAAGGAGCAGAAGGGAACACCUUCUACAUUAUACUCAAAGGAGAGGUUCUGGUGACUAAGAACGUAAAUGGGCAUCAGAAGCAGAUUCGUCGGAUGGGAAAAGGGGAGCAUUUCGGGGAACAGGCCCUUAUACGUGAAGUCCUGAGAACUGCCACAUGCACCGCUGAUGGUCCUGUCACCUGCUUCAGCAUUGACAAGGAGGUAUUUGAAGAGACGAUUCCUGUAGAGCACCUGGAGCUGUUUGAUGACUCUAAAGUGCUGCAGGAGGCAAAGACAACAGAAAAGUCCAGUCCCGUCUCUUCUCUGAGGUUUAAGGAUCUGGUUCCUGUUUUGUAUCAGGAGGGCCGAUAUCAAGGUGAUCCUGUCACGCUUGGAGUUGGAGGCUUUGGUCGUGUUGAGCUGAUGACCACAGUGAAUCAUGGGACUUAUUACGCCAUGAAACGAGUCAGUAAGAAGCACAUUGUUGCCAAGAGGCAGGAGGAGCACAUGCUGUUUGAGAAGAAGAUCCUCAAAGCCAUCCAGUGUGACUUCAUCGUCAGGCUUCAUGCAGCUUAUAAAGACACACGAUACAUUUACAUGGUCAUGGAGUUCUGUAUUGGAGGAGAGAUCUGGACCAAACUCAAAGAAGUAGGGCGUUUUCAGGAGCCUGUUGCCAUAUUCUGUGCUGCCUGUGUGGUGGAGGCCUACGCCUACCUCCAUAAGAAAAACAUCAUGUACAGAGACCUGAAGCCAGAGAACCUGAUGCUAGAUGCAAAGGGCUACAUUAAACUGGUGGACUUUGGUUUUGCCAAGGAGCUUGUGCGUGGAGAGAAGACCUAUUCAUUUGUUGGUACUCCUGAGUACAUGGCUCCAGAGAUCAUCAAGAACCAGGGACACGACUUUGCUGUUGACUUUUGGUCCCUUGGCAUCCUGGUCUAUGAGCUGUUGGUGGGAAGCCCUCCCUAUUCAAGCUCUGAGCCUCAGAAGAUUUAUGCUAAGAUUCUGGAUGGAGUGAUCAAGUACCCACCUUUUCUGAGUGAGGCAGCCAAGUCUAUUAUCAACAAACUGUCCAGACCCCGGCCUGGUCAGAGGUUAGGAAACACCAAGAAUGGGAUCAAAGACGUCCGACAUCACAGAUGGUUCAGCAGCAUGAACUGGCACAAGCUGCGAAUGGGUCAGCUCGACGCCCCCACUGUCCGACUCAUACGCAAGGGCCCAUGCUACAUCAACUUUGAUCGAUUUCCUCAGGAUCAGACCAAAGCAGAGGAGGAGUUCUCUGGUUGGGAUCGUGACUUCUGAUAUCUGUGACGGGAGAGAUGAUCACACGUCAGAAGAGCCAUGUCACCCAAAUUUAAGGCCAAACAGAGUAACCUCUAUUUAAGUCUAAACCUGUUAUUAGAAGGUGCUCAGUGUGUCAUGAAAAAGCCAUGCGUCACCCUUUUCAUACUAAUUAGUACUGUAUAGUAAAGGCUUACUUUGAGACUUUCAGGGAAGAUUUUAGACCAAACAAAUUCCCUCUUUGUGUACACCUCCUCGACCCCACAGCCCCCCCGUCUGUUUUGCCUAUAGCACUGUCAUUAAGUCCCCAGGAACAACAUCCCUACAUGGGUGGGACUGUCUCUCCUCCCCCAUGUGGUGGCAGCAAACUGUUAAAGAGCGGGGAAUUUACAUUAAAAAAAACAUAGAAGAAAGAGACAUGCUGAAAGAAGCUCGCCUCAGUGUAAACACAGAACUGAGAACAACAGACACAGAUGGAGUUUGACUUUUAAGUGACUACUCCACAACACUAUACAUACUUAGGUUAUAUUUGUCUCUUUAUAAAUAAACAGAAUUUUCCUUUAAAUCAAAGUGAAACUACACCACCUUGUAUUUGAAUAAUGAAAACCUCUCUGUGGCUGUAGGGAGACCACUAUCUCAGUGGCAAAGAUUUAAGUAUUAGGAGGUGUUGAAACAAGAUGUUCGAUCAUUCUGUUCGCAUAUUCAGAACAGGAAGGUUGGUGCGUGAUUAAAAAGUGCCAGUGACAUCACACAGAUAACACUGCUCAAUAAUCUGAAUGAAACACCACUCUCGAGUGGCCUGUUGCAGAGAAAAGCUGGAUCCCAAACUCCACCCUCAGUGACUCACAGACUUGAAAGCAUGUUCCUGAUAAGUGGGUGGGUGCGUAGUGGUGUCCCAUUGUGAAAUCAUCAAAUCUAUGAGGGCUCUGGUGUGAACUUCACAAUGGCAAAUUAUGCAAUUUCCGUGAGUUUGCAUAUCUGCAGACUUUCCUGUGGGGCUUACCUAGAGUUUUUUGCAAACUCACUGACGUGAAGAACAGGAUUGUUCAGCCUCUCACUAAAUGUAAGCAAAUGUAGGCUAUACUGAGGCAAUAUUCACUGAAUAAAAAUAAAAAUAAAAAAAUAGCAUGCAUGACCGUGAUAGCAAAACAAAGUUGAAGUUGGCAGUUUCUUACUUUUGUGGCCAUUAAUCCUGUUGUAAAUUUGGAGUUGUGUGUCUUUUUUCUCACUUCAGAUUGAGUGUUGGAAGAUUCAAACACUGUCAUGAAAAAAUACACGUUCAUACGGUGCAGGCUUUUUCCCUAAUUAUUUGGUGGCCUAACUAAUUCCAAGAAACAUAUGAUGAUAGUGUCUCUCAGUCAUUUUUAAAUCCAUAUAAGCCCCUCAUAAACUCAAGUUUGAGGUUAGAUUCUGUGCCUGGGCCUGACCUAACAUGCAACUUUUAUCCAAGUCAGGAAGGGGGCUAGGAUCGACCCUCUCCCAGGUCUGGUCCAAGCACACUUCACACACAUCUGUCAAAGGCAUCUGAUGGGGUCAAAGGAAGGGGUCUGGCUGCAGACCGUUCAUUUCUGACAGCCACUCUCACAGACAUCUGAGAUGCCAUAUAUCUCAGAGAGGAAAUACAUGCUAAAACUUUCAAAUUAAAAAGGAUCAAACUUCUGUUUAGGCGGGAGGUAAAGGUUAGGAUCCCAACGGUUAAAAACCUGACCUGCAAAAUCUAAUUAUAAAACGCCUAAUGAAGCAGAGUCAAUGGUCUGUUUACAGGAAAAAAGCCCGCCCACCAUGAAAACAUUCUAAUGCAGCCAGUGUAGCUUACAUUACUCCAUUUGCUGGGUAAGCUAUGCAGCUAACAUAGCUAUGUUACCUUCCUAUCUAUGUUUGCUAAAGCUCACUUUAUUAAAGCUAACUUAGCUACAAUGGCUUAUGUAGUAACCUUUAUUAUGUAGAUAGUGUAGACAUAGAAGCGUAACUACAUUUUACUUUAGGUCUUUUAGUUUUGGUUGCUGGUGGCCUAAUUUGCUCCAUGAGCAGAGGAAUUAGUAUGAAAAAAUGAAAUACAGCAUGCAGCUAUGCACACAAGUGGAGGGGCAAGAGAAAAAAACCUACCUGACACGAUUUGUUUCACACAUCCGUCCGGGAAACCUCCCACAGACAAUGUUUGGGAAAGGGCAGAUGUAAACUUCAUGGGCACGCUGUCAGUUCUGGUGUGAGUGUAGGGUUUUGUUUUGCUGCUAUUGAUGGAGUGCUGGGCCGCUGCAUUCGUACGCGCCGCCCCAUGCUACCUUAAUAGGUAGCAUUCAGUAGUUUCCUGUUGAUCAGGCAGUGUUCUGUUGCAGUUAUUGGCAGUUGUUGUUAGCUUUUAAGCUGGCCUGGAGUUGUAGUUGAGACUGAGACCUUUUU